AUGGAAAUACAAAUCGCACCUGAAUUUCAAAAAUAUGUUUGUUUAACUAGUAACUGUUUCGUUCCUUACACUUCCAUCAAUCCCACCAUGUCAGAGAUCAAUCUCAAUGGCUUGUACGAUAAGGCGCUUGAUGUUGACCCUGAUUUGCGGUUUAUGGCGCUUGAAGAUUUGAAAAAAUAUCUCUCAAGUUCGCCCUCUGUAACUACCAAAGGAUUAGAAAAGUUUAUCCCUAUUCUCUUCCGUUUGUUGAAGGACUCCAAUCCAGAUGUCCAGAGUCAGGCGGUGAAGCUGUUUGCUCCAUUGGUAGUGUUUUUAAGUCCUGGGGCAACCCUCGAAGUGAUUCGCAAAUUGUAUGAGCAAGUACAAUUGGAGAAUGAGAAGGAUUCCAAAAAGAUUACAAUUUCAAUUCCAAACAUGGCACUUCGUUCUAUAUUCUCCUCAAAUGCAAAGUUCCCUUACCAAACUUCACGUGGCAUUUUGGACUUACUUAUCCCUAGUAUACUUUCAUCUGUUGUGGCGGUGGACUCUAUUGAAAUACUUACAUACCUCAUUAAGUACCUUGGGAACGUGUUGUCUCCAGAUGAAGAAAGACAAUUAGCAUUAGCAUUGAUUCAAAUUGUAUUUGGAUCUAAUGGAUUGGUCAGUAAGAGGGCUGUUGUUGCCUUGGAUCUGCUCUUGCAAUACCUCGACAACGAUGAUUCGUCCAGUGAGCUACUUAACGAAUUAGUAUUGGCUGUGUCGACAUCCUCUCCAAAUGUCACUAGUUUAAGUCUUUCACUUUAUUCGGUUCUCUUAAAUAAUUCCCUGCCCAAGACCGACCUGUCAUCCCUUCUUACUGAUGAUGCAAUUGCUCAUAUUUAUGACAAGAUUGUCCAAUCUUUGCUCUUGCCUUCUUUAUACGAGGAGUUUGACACAGCAGACUUUGAUUAUGAUUCAUUGGUACAGCAAUGCUCUGCAAGAGAAGAUGCUCUUAUAACUCUCACCACACUUAUUAAGGCAGUUCCAUAUGCUAAAUUUGCCCCCUUCUUGGGUGAUACUUUUGAAUAUAUCAAGGCUUGCCUUAAAUAUGACCCUUUGAAUUUUGGUGAUGAUGAAGAUUAUCAACAGGAUGAUACUCUUGACUCAGACAUCGAAUUUUCCGAUGAUGAAGAUGGAUUCAAUAACGAUAGUGAUGACAAUGACUGUCUGUGGAAAUUGAGAAAGCAAGCUGCUUCUGUAUCUAUAGCACUUUCAGUCUACUAUGGGGAUAUUUUACCGUUGGUAUACUCAAACCUUGUCACUCUGCUUAUUUCUUCGUUUGACGAUCGUAAUGACUUUGUUUCGGAUGAAGCAAUUGCUUCAGUCACCUCUCUUAUUAGUGCCACGGCUGCAAACGAAGCAUUCUAUGUCAAUAAAGCUUCCUCUAGAAGAAAUUCGGAUGCCAGUAUGGCUGCAGUAGAGUCUGAUCCUCUUUUGCAGCUUUCUUCUGAAGUUCUUCCACGGGUGCAAGAUAAACUAUUCUAUAAUUUGCUUGUGGAAAAGAAAACAGCUCGUUUCCCUAUCUUUCUUAAGCUAAUCGAAUCGUGUUCCGUGGCCAAUGAAGGUUUGCCAGAAGAUUUCUUGAACCAAUUGUACGACUUGUUGACGAGAAUAAGAAUGAAAACGAAUGGAGUAGCUGAAUACUUGAAUUUAUACAAGGUAAUCAUUCAAACCAAUAGCGCUCAAGAUAUUCUGAUACAAUUCGUAAAUUAUAUUGUCGAUGACUUAUCAAAAUCUAUUUCUAAUGAGCAAGCGUAUCAUAAUAUUAUUAUGGAAAGUUUAAAUACUUCCAUUGUUCUAUUUGUUAAGUUUAGACUUGUGGACUUAGGUCACAAUUCUGUUGAUGGCCUAUACCGAGCUAUCUAUGAAAAGUGUCACAAUAAAGCUUACUCUAGUGAACUUAGACAAAAGGCUAUUUCUAGUAUGGGUGAACUUUUCUACAACAUCAAACUUCAAGACUUGAACAAGGGUAUUGAAGUGUUUCAAGAAGGUUUAAACUAUGAAGCUACAUUGAGAACGGCUGUGGAAAACUUGGGUAGAAAAAUAUUUGAUGAACAAUGUGCCAAUAGAGAACAGGUUUUCUCUUUCGAUGAAUUUGUUCAAAUUGUUGUUGGGAAACUAGUACAAGUAAUUGUUUCCACUGAUGAAUCAUUGUAUAUACUGUCACUUAAGGCGUUACUUCAAAUAGCCAAGCGAGGCGGAAUUCCUCAAUCCAAUGAUACUGUCAAACAAUUACUUACUUUUGCUCGUCAAACUGAAGAUGCAAAGCAACUUUUGUUAACCUUUGGAAUCUUACACUCUUUAGUAAAGAAUUCCGAUAAUAUAAUUGAAGAGUCUUUUGUUGAUUCCAUAAUUGAGAUAGCUGGUACAAAGCUUGUUGACAUGGAUGGAAUAAACUUGAAUGAUUAUUCGUCUCUUAUUAAUGAAAUGACCCAUAAAGCAGAACCACGUGAGCUUUUCUUCAAAUUCAGUUCAUCAUUGAAUUUAAAUCAAUAUAUUUCCGCAAAGACUUUAUCCAUAGUUGCUAUUGCAGGCGAUAUCCGUGAUGUUAUUGCACAAUCUGAAAGAGAAUUACUUAAUGGAGUAAAUAUUUUGUUUAAUGUUCAAUUUUUGGGAAAUGUUGGUGCCUCUAUCAAAUUGGAAGAUACUAAUAUUGAUACAUUUUUCGGGUUUUUCAAUAGUGAAAAUGAAGAGAUAAGAUUGGCAGCUGCCAAAGCUACCGGAUUAUUCAUUCACAGGGAUGUUACAACAUACUUGCCUACACUUUUAGAAAGAUAUACAACUUCGGAAGUUGAUAGAGAAUUGAUUCUUGUUGCCUUUAGAGAAAUUUUGACUGCAAAUAAUUCGGAUUUACAACCGGUUGACCUUAAUAAAAUUUGGUCAAGAAUUUGGCAAAUUCAAGAGAAUGAAACUAGAAAUGAAAUUAAAACUUCAGAAUCCAAAUUUGCUGGUUAUAUCUUGGCCAAAAUUUGUAAACUUGAAAGUCAUACAUAUGUUCCUGAACUUAUUGCAAAGACUGAAGAAUCCAAUCUAACUCUUACUACAAGAUACACUCUCAUUGCAGUGCUCAAGCAACUUCUUUCAAUACAAGAAGAUGGUGAGGAUGGCGAAUCGUACAUCCUUCAAUACUUCCUUCUGACUCUCAAGUUUUUUGAUAUUGUAAACAUUCUUAUCAAACAAGCAUUGAUGGGAACUUUAUUAACUGGUUUACAUAAUAAACCAUUAAUGUUUUUCCCUAUUUUACAAUCUGAAAUUCUUCCAAGAAUUUAUAAUGAAUUAGAAGCAAAGCCUGAAUUUAAAAAGACUAUUCCUAUGGGUCCUUAUAAAUAUAACAUUGAUGAAGGAUUAGAAAUUAGAAAAUUAACUUAUGAAUUCUUGAAUGCAAUUUUAUCAAUUGAUAAAGAUUUAACUGUCUACGGAGUGAGCUACUUUGAAAUAAUCAAUAAUAUACUUGAUAAAGGCUUUAAGGAUAGUGAAAGUGAUAUAAUUGUUUUAUCAUCGAUUAACUUGUCUAUUUACAUAAACAAAAGACCGGAAAUAUUACUUGAGGAAAAUAUUUUGGAAAAACUCUCCACUCAAGUCAAGUUGGUUUUGAAUAAAAAAUUGAAGGCGAAACCAAGUAGACAAGAGGCAGAAAAUUAUGAUGAAUGUCAAAAAUCAAUUUUGAAAUUAUGCAAGAUUGUUAAUAAAGGUAUCAGCUUAGAAAACAACAAAAAUGGACGGAAUAUCACUGUGAGAGGAAAAGAAUACCUGGAAUGGAGUGCGUAUUAUAAUGAAUUGAAGAGUAGUUAUGAUAUGAGCUAA
Messenger RNA from [Candida] anglica, 3822 nucleotides. Lineage: Eukaryota; Fungi; Ascomycota; Pichiomycetes; Serinales; Debaryomycetaceae. The record is from the annotation of a GenBank genome assembly.